Molecule: messenger RNA, 4286 nt
Organism: Cercocebus atys (sooty mangabey)
Lineage: Eukaryota; Metazoa; Chordata; Mammalia; Primates; Cercopithecidae
Product: cytochrome b5 domain-containing protein 1
Exons: 3
Coding region: 148-909 (253 amino acids)
Source: RefSeq, a predicted model, not a curated record
UGGCCGGAAAAGGACAAUGGUUUCCAUGUCAGCGGAUAAACGCUCUCCCCUCGGCUCCCGGACGCGACGGAGGUCGUAGUAGUAGUGAGUGCGUGCUGAGGAGCAAAGGAGUAACCAAGAGAGCCAGUGACUGACAGAGCAAGAGCCAUGCCGCGCCGGGGCCUGGUGGCUGGGCCAGAUUUGGAGUAUUUUCAGCGUCGCUAUUUCACGCCGGCGGAGGUGGCCCAACAUAACAGGCCCGAAGACCUCUGGGUAUCUUACCUGGGACGCGUGUACGACCUAACGUCAUUGGCACAGGAAUACAAGGGGAACCUGCUGCUGAAACCUAUCGUGGAAGUUGCAGGCCAGGACAUCAGCCACUGGUUUGAUCCAAAGACCAAAGACAUCCGCAAGCACAUAGAUCCGCUGACCGGCUGCCUGAGGUACUGCACCCCGCGGGGUCGCUUUGUGCACGUUCCGCCUCAGCUGCCCUGUUCGGACUGGGCCAACGAUUUUGGGAAGCCCUGGUGGCAGGGGUCGUAUUAUGAGGUGGGGCGGCUGUCUGCCAAGACCCGGAGCAUCCGCAUCAUUAACACACUCACGUCGCAGGAGCACACACUGGAGGUGAGAACUGGUGACAAGGAGCAGGUUAGAGGGAAUGGGGAAUCCCAGCAAAUCUCCAGGCCGAUCUUCAGGGCAACAUUUUUUUCCAUAACCAGUGGGAGUGUAUUUUCUGCCCUUUACAUUGAGGCAACUGAGGAAAGCACAGCACCUAGGUCCCCAGGGUUGGUAAUUCUAGGAGUGUCUGGGUCACACGGGGACAAGAGACUCCUUUAUAAGCCCGGGAACAGCAGUUUAUGCAUCUUAGUGAUGGUGGUCCUUCAAAACUCUUACACGCCGUUUUGGACAGCAAUUGAACUUUCUUUUUAAUCUACUCUAUUGCACGGAUAUAGUGAGGGGACAGUUGACCCUUUAUGGCCAUCUGGUAGUUAGAAGUGGCUGCCAUUAAGAGCUGUAGGUCUUUUGGGCCUGUUCAUGCAUGCUGGAGUUUCAGCUUUUUUUCUGGGGCCGUAGAUUACCUGAAGCUGCUAUCUGCCAAGGGAGGCACUUUGAUCCUAAUGUGUAUAUGUGUAUACUCCAUCCAGAAUUCUGGGGGUGGGGUGCUUCUGUGUUCUCCAGGUGGGGGUUCUGGAGUCCAUAUGGGAAAUCCUACACCGCUAUCUCCCCUAUAAUGCACAUGCUGCCAGCUACACGUGGAAAUAUGAAGGGAAGAACCUGAACAUGGAUUUUACCCUGGAAGAGAAUGGGAUCCGGGAUGAGGAGGAAGAAUUUGACUAUCUCAAUAUGGACGGAACACUUCACACACCUGCAAUACUUCUGUACUUCAAUGAUGAUCUCACAGAGUUGUAGGAAAGGAGACGUACACUCAUGUACACUCAAGACAUAUUUCAAGUUUGGCUUUUUCUGUGCCUUGAGGAAAAGUGGUGGGGCGGAGGGGUGCCUGGGCCUAGAUCUCCAUUCCUCUCUAGGAGCUAGCCUGUGCCCUUCUGAAGUGUAAAGGUCCUAUUCCCUGCCUUCAUUACAAUUUGCUCUGAGAAAAUCAGUGAAUUAAUCUUUAGGAAUGAUACAAGAAGAUCAAGUAUCUUGGUUUAGGGAGAUGUAGAAGAGGAUAGUCAGAGUUCAGGCAGAACUGUUUGAUCGUUAAGAGAGAGUAGUUCUACAGGGGUGAGGGAUGGAAGGACUUUUUUGGCAAUGAUGGAAAUGAGAUGUCUGCAGGAAGAUGGGAUUUACAAAGACAGGAAUAGGAAAUGUUUAUCAUUGACCACACAAAGCUGGCUUAUCUUACUUGUAGAAUAGUAUUUGGCAGCUGAAACCCAAGGGAAAGAAAGGAAGUGAGUCAUUAUAGGCAAUUCAGGCUAGAUAUUAUGCUGGGUACUUCAUAUACCCUCACCCCCCACCCCCCACAAAGAGAAGGGGUCUUGCUCUGUCACCCAGUCUGGAGUGCAGUGGCAAAAUCAUGGCUCACUGCAGCCUGGAGCUCUUGGGCACAAGUGAUCCUCCCACCUCUGCCUUGAGUAGUUGGGACUUUGGGUGCACGCCACAAUGCCUAAUUUUUUAAUUUUCUAUAGACACAGAGUCUCACUGUGUUGCCUAGGCUGGUUUCAAACUCCUGGGCUCAAGUGAUCCUCUUGCCUCAGCCUCCCAAAUAGCCUCUUCAAGACAACUACCCUAUAAGGUGGAUUACUAUUUUACAGAUAAGUCUUUUGAAACUUUGAAAAGUUUAAUAGCUCAAAGGCACACUAGGUAGUACCACUAGAGCCAGAAUGCAAAUUCAAGUCUACCCAACUCCAAAGUCCAUGUUCUCUCAAUAUAAAGGGGCCAUCUCCAUGUCUAAUCUCAUGUUAACAUUUGUAACCACUGUUCUCAGAGCAGGUAUUUGGGAUGUGGCUUUUUCCUAGGCUCCUUGCACAAUAGGAAACUGUGGUCCUAUUGUACAGUUAGCAGUUAUUGUCUCUGGGAGUUUGCAGAGUUCUCCUGUGGCGAAGAGGAGGCAAGGAAGGCUAAGUGUCAGCUAAGCAAUAGCUAUUGGGGCUACUUCCUUGUUAAUCCCAUACCCCAAAUUUCUUUCCUGACCUUUUUGGGGCAAAGAGGUGGGUAUUUACUAACUUGAGGGAAAACUAGAGUGGGGAAAAGGCCAGCAAAUUAGUGACACUUUGGUGAGGGAGAAAAAGGAGGCAGUUUGCCACUUGGAGAAGAUGAGGAAGACAGGGUUGCAAGAUGGUGACUCCAAAAGAGAGAACUUGACAGGGGUAAUGUAAAGAGAGAUGUUAAGUCAGUCAGAAAACUCUCCUGGUGACCAAAAGAGAACCACUAUUGGGGGCAGCGGCUAGAUUUGGUCUCCUUUAACUUAAGGAGGGGAGAUUUGAGAAUGACAGGCAGGUGAACUUCCUGGCAGCAGCAAGCGAAACACAAAUCAGGAGGAGUUCAGUGUGCCUUCUGGCAGGGGCAUCAGGGCCCAGCGCAGGAGAAGGUGACCCCUGUGAGAUACCGUUGGGCUGUAUAGGUGUUCUGAGGGGCUAUGGGAGGCAUGAACAGGAAACAUUACUGUUGGCUUCAGCAGUUAUCUGAAUUUACUGUGAGGUGGAGGAUUUAAAUCUAAUCCCAUGGAAUGCAGGAGUCCGUGAAUUAUCUAAAUCAGUCAUUUUGAUCUUUAAUCAACUCUGCAAUUACGUGUACCUUGUUUGCUCAAUUAAACCCUGAACUAUUUGAGAAUGAAGGCUAUGCUGUUCCUCUAGUGCAAGUCUCAGGGCCUGUCCUGUGCCUACGGGAGGUCUUCAUUCUGCCAAAAUCUGUCCCUCUUCCAGAGACUCCUACUUCAAUGCCUCUUGCCAGAAACACAUCCCUUUCCUCACACAUCCAGUCACUCAUCAAGUGUAAUCUGUCUCCUAAAUAUCUCUGGAACCUAUCUUCUUUUCUCCAAGUUACCAUCACCUCUUGUCUAAACUGCUAUGGAAACUUCCUAACCUGUUCUCCCAUUUCCACUUCUGCCUUCCAUGCUGCAGUAAGAGUCAGCUAUGAAAAACAAACCUAAACAUCGAACUUUCCUUAGCUUCUUCAGUGGCUUCCACCUGCUUUUGGGAUAACGUCCUAAAUUCAAAGACCUUGUAUAAAUCAGGCUCAUCUCGCAACACUCCUCUUUGUUCUCUACGGCCCAGACACUGGCUUUCAGUUCAUUACGUGUCUUGCAAGCCGCGGAGCCCUCACACACUGUCCUCUCUGCCUGCAACACGCUUCCUUUCACUUUCUGCCUAGCUGAUCCUAAAUGUUCCUUCCUCAGUUCUUUUAUUUCUUGGUGGGUCAAGACUUCUGAUAAAUCGGUUAGCACCAUGCAUUUUCCAGAGUUUUUGUUACAAUUGUAAAAUUAUGGCUGUAAUAGGCUGGCUGUACUGCUAGAUUGUAAGCUCAUGAGGGCAGAGAUCUUGUUCACAUCUCGCUCACUGCUAUAUUCUCAUUGCUGAGCACACAGUUGCUGCUCAAUAAAUUUUGAAUGAACUCAAAUGUUAAGUGAACUCAUCUGUCUAUAACUAGUGGGGGGAUGUUGUGUCCUAGUAGGCAAGGAAGGACGGAGGAAUAGGAUGUCUGGUUCCUGUGCUACAUACAGUCUCUAUCCACAGGAUUCCCUUUCCCUGCUUCCCCUAGACCCCAAAACCAAAAGUUAUUCCAUAGAGUAUCUCUGGCCAGGUGCAGUGGCUCAUGCCUGUAAUCCCAGAACUUUGGGAGGCCGAGGUGUGAGGAUCACUUGAGGU